Messenger RNA from Nematolebias whitei (Rio pearlfish), 864 nucleotides. It is a transcript of the gene mettl1, whose product is annotated as methyltransferase 1, tRNA methylguanosine. The coding region runs from base 91 to 816 and encodes 241 amino acids. Gene Ontology annotation, biological process: tRNA methylation; RNA (guanine-N7)-methylation. The transcript is spliced from 6 exons. Gene Ontology annotation, molecular function: tRNA (guanine(46)-N7)-methyltransferase activity. Gene Ontology annotation, cellular component: tRNA methyltransferase complex. Lineage: Eukaryota; Metazoa; Chordata; Actinopteri; Cyprinodontiformes; Rivulidae. The record is from RefSeq and is a predicted model, not a curated record.
GAAACAAACGAAGUGUCUUCUUGUAUUUGUCUGUAAUUUGAAGACACAUUGGGGACACCGUGAGGAGUCCAGUCUCUAGCUUAGUCCAACAUGACUUCAUCGAUGCCGCAGAAGCGUUUUUACAGACAGAGAGCUCAUUCAAACCCGAUGGCUCACCACACCUUUGAUUAUCCAGUAUGUCCUGAAGAAAUGGACUGGUCCAAGCUGUAUCCAGACCUCACAACCUCUGACCUGUCUGAGAAAGAUACCCCUCGAGUCGAAUUUGCAGACAUUGGAUGCGGAUACGGGGGCCUUUUAGUGGAGUUAUCUCCACUCUUCCCUGAUAAACUUAUCUUGGGCUUGGAGAUUCGAGUUAAAGUAUCAGAUUAUGUUCAAGACCGUAUUCAGUCGCUGCGUGCCUCUAACCCGGGAAGCUACCAGAACAUCGCCUGCAUUCGCAGUAAUGCAAUGAAGUACCUCCCCAAUUUCUUCCUCAAAGGACAGCUCAGUAAGAUGUUCUUCCUCUUUCCUGACCCUCACUUUAAGAAGACCAAGCACAAAUGGAGGAUCAUCAGCCCCACGCUGUUGGCAGAAUACGCCUACGCACUGAGAGUUGGGGGUUUAGUGUACACAAUAACAGAUGUGGAGGAAGUCCACCUCUGGAUGGUGAAGCACUUCACCGAACACCCACUGUUUACACGGGUCACAGAAGAAGAACUGGUUGAUGACGUCAUCGUAAGUCGUCUGGGGACAUGUACGGAAGAAGGGAAGAAAGUGCAAAGGAAUGGCGGGAAGAAUUACCUCGCAGUUUUCUGUAGGAUUGAAGAUUCCCUCUGAUGCCAAAUGUUGUGAAAGUGCUUUUUGUUUCUUUAUUUUACUUGUAUU